AGCAUUUCAGGUGAAGAUCUCGUCUUUAUGCGGGCUUCUGUUCCCAACAUUAUGUUUGGAAAGGUUUUGGAGCCAACGGGCUACAUGCAGAAUGUGAAAGCUCUGGUCCAGGCCAUCAGCUCCUAUCUCGAUGGCAGUUCCUCAGCAGAGGAGACUGAGACAGUCAAAAAGAACUUGGAGCAUUUGGACCAGGAGCUGAGCAUUUCAGAGCAGGGGCUGUUGGGCGACACAGAGGUGCAACACCUGGAAGAUGAUCUGGCAGUGGUCUAUAACCAGCUCACAACAGCGGUGCGUGCUCAGUCAGCAUUCACUAAGAAGGAGACAGAAGUGUUUCUUCAGUUUGUUAAAGACUAUCAUUUAGAGAGGCAGCUCACAGCGCUGUACCACCGCCUGAUGGGACUGUCUCCUCUGACCGAGCGUCUCCCUCUGCUAGAGAAGCUUAUUCUGAGUCGCAAACCCAAACGCUGGGAGCUCACACAGUUCUGUGUAAAGGUGAACUUUGUGCUGGGUGCAGGGCUGGUGUGUCUUCUCACACAGGCCUCUAUGACAGGCAGAGACCAGGCUCUGAUGAUGAAGACCUGGACUGAGCGCAUGAGUGCCCUCUACAGGAAGAUGAAGACCUCUGGAGGCCGGUGUUUGGGUUACUUCCUGGAGCAGGCUGAAGUGGAUGUGCGAGAGCAGCUGGAGCAGGCUGUGCAGGACCGUGCGUCUCCUGACGUGGCUGCAGCCUCCAUCCUCAAAACUCUGGAGAAGAACUACGAGUGGCUGCACUGGGCCGUGAUGCUGCACCCGGCCUUUACCCCCCUGGAGGAGGAGAAGGAGGAGGAGGAGGGGGAGGAGAAGAGGGAAGGGGAUGAGAUGAAGGAGGAGGAGGAGGAGCAAACUGAGGAGACUCCAGCGGAAAAAGAGCUCGGUCAAUUCCUGUCAGUGGCCUCUGAGCCUCCAGUGCCUCAUGUGAUGGCCUGUUACAGAGAGGCUCCCACCUCUCUGGACAAGAGCCGUAUUCAUCAGCUCAUUGUGGACCUGGAGUGGAAGAUCCCGAACCCCCCCCCAGAGGUGUACGCUGCCAUAGAGGAGGACCCAGGACGGGCCCGCAGGUACCUAGCCUCACGCAUGCUCCAGAAGCUGCAGGAGGGGCUAGGCUCCGGGGUGGCGGUCCAUGUAGUCCCCGGACGAAUGGAGAUGAAGUGCAACUUCCCUCCCGCAUCCUACUAUCUGUACGAGUACAAGCACCGGCUUGCUUCAGGCACUGUAUGUGUGUUUGGGUGAAAUAUAAUUGUCAUGUAAAGUUACUGACCUGAAUGUGUAAAACCAUGAGUAAAACUUAAGUAAAUCUCUUA
Molecule: messenger RNA, 1340 nt
Organism: Periophthalmus magnuspinnatus
Lineage: Eukaryota; Metazoa; Chordata; Actinopteri; Gobiiformes; Gobiidae
Exons: 5
Coding region: 28-1269 (413 amino acids)
Source: RefSeq, a predicted model, not a curated record